AUGUAUUUCCUUGGAGCACAAUUUGUCACAAUUUUAACCAUCAUACAUGGUUUGAAUGGAGAAAAUACAACAUGUGAUUUGGCGUUAGACCUAAUUUUAAUUCUCGACUCAUCUGGUAGUAUAUCAGUACCCGAAUUUGCCCAUGCUAAAUAUGCCAUGGUUGAUCUUGUUGAACGAUUAAAUAUCAACGAAAAAGGUGCUCAUGUAGCUGUUGUCAAUUAUGCCACAACAGUUGAUUUAUGGGCAGCAUUUGAUGUCUAUAAUUAUGAUAAGAUAUCUCUGGUUGAAAGAAUCAAAGAUUUGGAGAAAUUGGAUACAGGCACGGCAACUGGUGAUGCGCUGUAUGUGGCAAGACAUCAUUGUGAAGGUGUAUGUCGUAGACCAGAACAAGCUGUAACACGAGCCUUCAUUGUCUUCACAGAUGGAAACAGCAACAGUGGACGACUAGUUGUUGAUGAAGCUCCUUUAUUACCUGGACCAGCUAUGGCGAAUGUCUUUGCUGUCGGUAUUGGUGAUACUAUCACUAAUGCAGAAUUGAUAGCCAUUGCAUCGGACAAAGACUAUACUCUUCGACUAUCAAACUACAUUGAACUCACAACAGCGAUCAACAAUCUGACAAUAGCAACAUGUCAUUUUCCUGCAUUCAUAAUGCCUAAUAUCAAAAUUUUAAAUCAUCAAGUCGGACAAAAUCUCUAUCAUUACUAUCAAAUGAAUACACAAAUGAUACCAAACAAAAAUGGAAUGUUUAUUGACUUAAUAGUCAACAACACUGUUGGACGUACUCAAGCCUAUACAUCAUUAACAAGCAAAAAUCCAAAAGGUUUAAAUACGAGGCAAGCUUCAACUCCUUUGAAAGACAGAACAUACACUCAGUAUAUCCCUGUUGGAACAAACAGAUUUUAUUUCAGUUUAUUUGGUAUGGAACCUGUUAAUCAAUAUCAUUUUGUAGCACAGCUAAGAUUUUUAUAG
Molecule: messenger RNA, 969 nt
Organism: Didymodactylos carnosus
Lineage: Eukaryota; Metazoa; Rotifera; Eurotatoria; Philodinida; Philodinidae
Source: the annotation of a GenBank genome assembly